UUUCUUAAUGUUGUUUUUAUUUAUGUGCUGCUUAUAUGGGCCCGUCUUACAAUGAGACGAUUUCAUAUAAGACUUGUUGGAUGGCAUUAGGGUAAUGGAAUUAUGGUAUUAUAUCCAAACCAAAUUCUAUUCAAGCAUAGAGAGGCUAAAAGAUCAGGCCAAGUAUCCAUCAAAAUUUGGGCUAAUCCAAGAAAAUCAUAUCAUCACAAUUAACUUAAUCAAAAAAGAAAGUUAACUAGUAAACUGCUAGAAUGAAUAUGAGAGCCUCCUCCAUUAAUUUUUUCUGGAUACCAUUAACAAAAAAGGUCAAUACCUUGAUACUGUUCCUAAUUAUUGGGAACACAUUCUUGGUAACGGGUCAGUCUACGGGUCGGGCACCUCCACCCGCAGCAAACCAAACAAACACAAAUGGGGCUCCAACAUCAGCAAGUGAAGGGAAGACACUAAGAAUAGCAGUACCAGUAAGUACUUACAAAGAGUUUGUGAGCAUUACUAAGGAUAACUUAACUGGAGAACAAAUAAUUAGAGGCUUUUCUGUUGAAGUUUUCAAGGCUGUUGUUAAUACAGCGUUAAGCAACUCCUUUUUAUACACACUUGUCCCUUUUGCUAAGUCAGAUGGAUCUUUUAAUGGAAGUUUUGAUGCGAUGCUUCAAGCCGUCUUUGAUCAGGAGUAUGAUGGAGCAGUGGGAGAUACUACAAUCAGAUAUGAUAGGUCGCAAUGGGUUGAUUUUACACUGCCAUAUUCAGAUACAGGAAUAACAAUGAUGAUUUCUACAAACCAACCAUCCAACAGAAAAACCGGAAUCAAAUUGAUGCCUUUGAUAAAGGGUUUGGUGUCCGCUGCACUUGUGUUUUGCUUUGUUAGUGCCCUUAUCUUUUGGUUCCUCGAAUUCAGAAAUGACAAAAGAAGACAGUCUCAGCAGGCACCAAUAAGUUCCCGCACACCCGGGCAACGUGCAAAUGCCGAUGACUUUUGGAGAAGGGAAACAUUAAGAGCAAUAAUCCAAACAAGGCUAGUAAUUGUGAUGUUGUUUCUAGUGUUGUUACUCUUAACCUCCUGCUAUGCAGCAAGCUUUACUUCAUUGAUGAGAGCACAAAGACAAAGAACCCCAAUAAGAACAUUAGAUGAGCUCAUAAGAAAUAGAGCAAAAAUAGGAAAUCAGAAGGGAUCUUUUGUACCUCGUUUGCUCAUCAAAAGAGGCUUUUCAGAAGAUCAGAUAAUGAUUUAUGAUACAGAACAGCAAAUUGUUGAUAUGCUUUCUAAGGGAAUUGAUCAAGGAGGAGUUUCUGCUAUUAUUGAUGAAACUCCUUAUCUCAAGGUUUUUCUUUCUAAGAAUUGCAAUAAGGGAUAUACUCUCGUACCUUCCUUUGAUCUUCAUGCUGAGGGAUUUGGUUUUGCAUUCCAGAAAGGGUCACCCUUAGUACAAGAAAUCUCAAAUGGGAUACUAAAAUUAAUGGACGAUGAUCAACUAGCAACAAUUCAACAUAGAACAAUUGGUAACUUUGAAUCAUGUGAAGAUGACCCAGAUGCUGCUAAUGUUGAUAACAAUCUCUUAGAUUAUGAUACUUUAUGGAUCUUGUUUGCUGGAGCCAUAGGAGUUUCUAUUUUGGUUAUCAUCUUGUAUAUGGUUUACUUUGGAACCUCUUGUCAUACCAUAAGGAAACUUGCCUAUCCCUGCUACCUUCUGCCUAAUUAUCAAGAAAGGAAAAACUAAUAACUUAAGUUUGUAAUGGUACUUUUAUAUAUUUGCAUUGUAUGUUUGUCAAUAUUGACUUGUGUAUGUAAUAUACAAUAUUGAUUGAUAACA
Amaranthus tricolor (Joseph's coat) is the source of this 1808-nucleotide messenger RNA. Its product is annotated as glutamate receptor 2.6-like. The record is from RefSeq and is a predicted model, not a curated record. The transcript is spliced from 4 exons. Lineage: Eukaryota; Viridiplantae; Streptophyta; Magnoliopsida; Caryophyllales; Amaranthaceae. Gene Ontology annotation, molecular function: glutamate-gated receptor activity. Bases 252 to 1715 code for a protein of 487 amino acids. Gene Ontology annotation, cellular component: plasma membrane.